AUGAAAUCAAGGCUUUAGGAAGAGGAAAGCAUGGUGGAAGUCUUGGCUUAAAUUACAGCCCAUUUACAAACUGAAUAGGUUGAACACAUUUAAGAAUUGUUGAAUAGAUUGAGAGAUGCAGUCUUAAACAGUUUAGCAAUUGAUGAAGAGAAGGAAUAAGAAAAUAUUAGAUUAUACAAUAAGUUGAGUGGAGAAAUCAGAAGUUCAUUGGCUUAAAGUACUAGAUCAUUUUAAGAAUUGGAAGCUCAUUUUGAUUAAAAGGAAUUUGAAUUGAAUUCUAAGAAAUUGGCAGUCCGUGAAGUAGGAGAGACAUUGUAAGACAGAAACGAUUAGAGAUAGUUUAUAUUGGAUAGAGUCUAAGAGGCAUAAAAAUUAUUGAAUGAUAAUUUGGAUAGAAUUGCAAGAUGGUCAGUUGAAAGCGAAUGAACAUGAAUUUGGAAAUUUUAAUAAUUUUUAAUUUAAUAAAA
Molecule: messenger RNA, 467 nt
Organism: Paramecium tetraurelia
Lineage: Eukaryota; Ciliophora; Oligohymenophorea; Peniculida; Parameciidae
Exons: 4
Source: RefSeq, a predicted model, not a curated record